AUGUUUUUUAUGUAAGAAGCCCAAAUAAGCCCAUUAAAAAAGCCCACCAGAUACAACGAAUGAGAGCUUAGAUUCAGGUUGUGUACUUUUACCCUAGCGUUUCCUCUCUCUCUCUCUCACUCACACAAACAACAAACAAACUCAUGGCGUCUCGGAGAGUCUUAUCAACGCUUCUCCGUUCAUCUUCCUCCAGAUCCGCCGCCAGAUUCGCUACCCGCAGCCCUAGAAUCCCGUCUCCUUCCCCCGCUCGAUGCGUUUCUCCUUUCGGUGACCUCCUCGGACGCGUCGCCGAAUAUUCCACCUCUUCACCUGCUCCUCCAUCGUCUCCUCCUCCAGCCAAGGAUGAGGCGAAGAAGACGUAUGAUUACGGAGGCAAAGGCGCGAUCGGGAAGGUCUGCCAGGUCAUCGGUGCUAUCGUCGAUGUGAGAUUCGAGGAUCAGGAGGGAUUGCCUCCGAUCAUGACGUCACUCGAGGUUCAGGAUCAUCCCACGAGAUUGGUGCUCGAGGUGUCGCAUCACUUGGGUCAGAAUGUGGUGAGGACCAUUGCUAUGGAUGGUACUGAGGGUCUUGUCCGUGGACGACGCGUGCUCAACACUGGAGCUCCAAUCACUGUUCCUGUUGGAAGAGCAACACUUGGACGUAUCAUGAAUGUUCUUGGAGAGCCUAUUGACGAAAGAGGCGAAAUUAAGACCGAACACUACUUACCUAUUCACAGAGAUGCUCCGGCUUUGGUUGAUCUAGCUACUGGUCAAGAGAUUCUUGCCACUGGUAUUAAGGUCGUUGAUUUACUUGCUCCGUACCAAAGAGGAGGAAAGAUUGGGCUAUUUGGUGGUGCUGGUGUUGGCAAAACUGUGCUCAUUAUGGAGCUGAUUAACAAUGUCGCUAAAGCUCAUGGUGGUUUCUCCGUGUUUGCUGGUGUGGGAGAAAGAACACGUGAAGGCAAUGACUUGUACAGAGAAAUGAUUGAGAGUGGUGUCAUCAAGCUAGGCGAGAAGCAGUCUGAGAGCAAAUGUGCUCUAGUGUAUGGACAAAUGAACGAGCCCCCGGGUGCUCGUGCCCGUGUUGGACUUACUGGUUUGACUGUUGCUGAGUAUUUCCGUGAUGCUGAAGGCCAAGAUGUGUUGCUUUUCAUUGACAACAUUUUCCGUUUCACUCAGGCUAACUCUGAAGUGUCUGCUUUACUUGGUCGUAUCCCAUCUGCUGUGGGUUACCAGCCUACUCUCGCCUCCGAUCUUGGUGCUCUUCAAGAAAGAAUCACAACCACCAAGAAAGGUUCCAUCACCUCAGUCCAAGCCAUCUAUGUCCCUGCUGAUGAUUUGACAGAUCCUGCUCCUGCCACCACUUUUGCUCACUUGGAUGCCACAACCGUGCUUUCCAGACAGAUUUCUGAGCUUGGUAUCUAUCCUGCUGUGGAUCCUCUGGACUCAACAUCCCGUAUGCUCUCGCCUCACAUUCUGGGUGAGGAGCACUACAACACGGCUCGUGGUGUGCAGAAAGUGCUACAAAACUACAAGAACUUGCAAGAUAUUAUUGCCAUUUUGGGAAUGGAUGAGCUAAGUGAAGAUGACAAGCUCACUGUUGCCCGUGCCCGUAAAAUCCAGAGAUUCUUGAGUCAGCCAUUCCACGUCGCUGAGAUCUUCACCGGUGCCCCUGGCAAAUACGUUGACCUUAAGGAAAACAUCAACAGUUUCCAGGGUUUGCUUGAUGGUAAGUACGAUGAUCUUCCUGAACAAUCAUUUUACAUGGUUGGUGGCAUCGACGAGGUUGUUGCAAAAGCAGAGAAGAUCUCCAAGGAGGCAGCAGCUUAAGGGAUUUAUUCAGAUGCACGUCUCUUCUUCUUUUUGUUGACAAUAACGAAAACAAAAGACAAGCAAUGCUUUAGGCUGAACUGAUAAAGCAGUGCGAUUUCCAUCAUUGUGAGUGUGAGAGAUAGUACGGAGAAAACAGAUUUUUUGAAUUGGAAUAAAUAAUACAAAGUGUUGAUGUUUACAGGCUACAAUGUUAUGUUUUCCGAAGUAAGAAAACUAGAUAUGUCAAAAAGAUCAAUUUUAAAUUUUUAUCUUUACCUUUA
Messenger RNA from Brassica napus (rape), 2071 nucleotides. RefSeq names its product ATP synthase subunit beta-2, mitochondrial-like. The transcript is spliced from 9 exons. Gene Ontology annotation, biological process: proton transmembrane transport; proton motive force-driven mitochondrial ATP synthesis. The record is from RefSeq and is a predicted model, not a curated record. Gene Ontology annotation, molecular function: ATP binding; ATP hydrolysis activity; proton-transporting ATP synthase activity, rotational mechanism. Lineage: Eukaryota; Viridiplantae; Streptophyta; Magnoliopsida; Brassicales; Brassicaceae. The coding region runs from base 144 to 1808 and encodes 554 amino acids.